CAUCACUCGUCCACCUUACUGACGGCCUGGGCGCGCGUCUUCAAGACCCGCCCAGCCCUUCCCCCGCCGACACUCCUCAGCCCCCGUCGUCAUCCACCGCGCCCCGCACCGCCGCACAUCCACCCCACUGCCUUUCUGGUCGUCGCCGUCGUCGUCGCUGCCGUAUACGCGUCGAGCGUCAGCUUCUGCCCCUAUUCUGGGACGAGAUUCACGAACCCAUCAGUCGAUCGAUGCCCCGUGUGAAGAGCGGGGAAUUUGUGCUUGAAAUAGAUACAGCUGAAGUGAUUCGACUGAACCCCGUUUUUUUUGCAGUGGGCGCGUCUCCCCGUCUUUUUCCAUCGUCUUAUAUAUAAAGAAUUCUAAAUUCUAAUUUUAUUCUCCCCAUCUCACGCUGUGUGACUCAUAUCGUCGCCCCAUCUGCCCCCCCCCUCCGGAGAGACUUUCGACUAAGCUGUGUAACCGUUACCUUCACCUAUAUAAAUAUCCGUGCACUCAACUAUUCAAUCCACUGUGCCUAAAUCAAUCCCUGUGCUAACCGGUUUCUACCCCAAAACAUUCUGAACCCGCAUUUAUUCCCUAAUUAUUGAUCGCCUAUCGAUCUACGCGUCUGUCUCCCGAGUCAAUCGAUAUCGAUCGAUCGGCCAUGAUGUCGUUACCGUUAAUUCGCGAUUACGAAGUCUACGUUGCAGAAGGCUGUGAAAAAUCCUAUUGUGGUGAUUAUCAUCGCCGAAUGGCCGCUGCUGGCGCCGUACAACCCCGCGGUGCUUCACCGCAAAGCCCUUCGCGACAUAUAACGGUCGUUGACGUUUACGAUCUAGCAGCAUCAAUAGGAAAGGAUUUCGAAAAAAUUAUCGAACAGCAUGGAAAUGACUGUGUACGAGGGAUUAUGCCAAAAGUUAUAUCAGCGUUGGAAACGUUAGAAUCCCUUGCCAACAAUAAUGAACGAGAAAAUGAGGAAAUUCUGGCGCUGCAGAAGACGGUCGAACGUCUCGAGCAAGAGAAGCAAGCCAGGCAAUUGCAGACUGCCAAGUUCGAGGAGGAACUUGAUCAAGUUGAAGAGACUUACAAAAAGGAUAUCAAUGAGCUGCGAAUGAUGGUGAAAACGUUGAUGUCAGAGAACAGAACGUUAAGCACCACGGUAUCUUCCUUACCAGCUACGGCCGAAAGUCCUACGACAGCAGCCAUGCAUGAAGAAGAUGUAAAAAUGAUGUUUGAAUUGAAAGAAAUGUCACAUAAGCAAAAAGAAGAAAUCAAAGCCUUACAAAAGGAUGUUGAACAAUAUGCUUGUGAAGUUGAAAAUCUUCAAAACUCCAUAGAAAAAUUGAUCCGACAAAAUGAAGAACUUUUGCGGAAGAAUGCAUCAUUACAAAAGCAAGGUCGAAUGAUAGUCGAAGAGAAAAUGGAGAUUAUACGAAGGUUAGAAAAAACAGAAGAAGCAAACAUCCAACUAAGGCGAAUGCUUAGUGACACGGAUAGAGCUUGCAAAGACCUGCAACAGGCCAGUCAAUUGGAUGACGAGCCCCGAUUCACACUUGCCGAGUUACGAGAAGUGUUGCAAGAGAAAAACGUGUUGAAGGGUCGAGUAAUGGAACUGGAAGAAGAGUUGGAAAAUCUUCGACCGGGACGAAAAGAGCGAGAAGUGGAGGAUUUGUUAAGCGAUGAACCUCCAAGAAAUGAUGAAGGAGAGGAGAUGCUUGUAUAUGGGCCACUUCCUCGGGAACCAGACGAGAAGCUGUAUCCAUGGAAGUAUGAACGGAAAGACAGCGGCGUACGAAGAUUCUUCCGCUUCUUCAAAGAACUUGGCGCGGCGACGCCGUCACCGCGACGCGGCUCGUCCGCGAACAACUCGCCCCGCCCACAACGUGCAAAUGCGGGAAAUUGAGCACUGAUCAAAUCUUCACCUAAAUUAUUCUAGUCUAUUUCUGAAUUGCAAAGUGAUAUGGACUCUAUGACGUCACACCACCCCUUCGCUACGAUUCUUUCUCACGGUCUCACUAUCACACACCCAAAAUAGUAUUUGACACGAGUUGUUCGCAAUUUUUAUGUCAGUUGUCCUCACCAGCUCAACUCGCUCCAUUAACAGUUGUCCUGACAUGAAUUUGCGAACAGCUAAAUUUCGCUAACGCUACAGCGGCGCUAAACAGGUUUUGCAUUGCCAAAAAACUUAUCUUAGAAUGUGUGUCUAAUCCUUUACUUAACCCUAUUAGGUAAUAAAAACUAUCGCUAGGUAAGCAAUAUUCUAGCCGGUUGCUUAUUGAUUUAUUGAUUGAUUGACCAAUUCCGCUGGUUUAUUGUCAUUCAUUGUUAGUUUGCCAUACAAAAUGUAUUUAGUGUAUAGAAAAAAUAAAGCCUAUUUCACCAAGGAAAGGAGUGUCAGAGACGCAGAAUCGGAAUCUGCUUCUCUGCACUCACCCGCCCACGCUUAUCGGUGCAAUAGGCUGAGAUAUAUUGCUUCUAUUCUCUAUUUUUUCCCAAAAUGGGUUUCAACUCGGAGAAUCUGGUCAAUUUUUGGCUUUUGUUCAUUGUUCGACUCGUUGUGAAUCUCAAUUUGAAUAAAACUAUCAUCGC
Molecule: messenger RNA, 2568 nt
Organism: Cylicocyclus nassatus
Lineage: Eukaryota; Metazoa; Nematoda; Chromadorea; Rhabditida; Strongylidae
Source: the annotation of a GenBank genome assembly